AAUUUUAUUUCCGAUAAUCAUUCUUAAAAAAAUAAAUCCACAACUAUACUUCAUUUGCUGGUCCACAAAGAAAUAAGCUGAAACUGACCACCAUUAUUUUUUCUCUCUCUUCCCUUCUCAAACACAAACACUUGUAUAGCAGAAUCCUCUCACAACACUCAACCAAACCAACAAUAUCCAAAACAAAACUACAUUGUUUUCCAUCAAAUCCCAACAUUUUUUUAUUUUUUUUUAAUAUUCUUCAACCCUUUUAUUCAUACUAUCUAAACAAAUACAAGUAAAUACAUAAAAUAAAAAAUAUUAUUUAUAGCCUCGCAAAAUUUCUCUGGCCAAAAACAUCCACCACCAAAAAUGUCAGCUUCUCUCUCCGUGCGGCCCACUAGCCCCGGAUUUCAUCGCACCACGGCCCAGCCCAGUUGGCCCAGACGUUGUUGGGCCGUCUCUAUACCCUCCCGUCGGACCUUAGCACCGGGCACCACCUUGGUUCGGGCCGGUUCUCGGGCCGAUGAUUCAGCCCCGUUUGGGAUGUCUGUGGAGAACGCUUUGAAGCUUCUGGGUGUUUCGGAAGGAGCUUCCUUUGAUGAUAUUUUGCGUGCCAAAAAUUCAAUCAUUGCUUCUUGUAAAGAUGACCCUCAAACUGUUGCUCAGGUAGAAGCUGCAUAUGAUAUGUUGCUCAUGCAGAGCUUAACACAGCGCCGAGCUGGAAAAGUUGUUAACAACAGUGUUCGCUUUGCUGAUGUUAAACCUGUUAACUCUCCUAGUAUGGGGACGAUGCCUCAGUGGCUGCAAUCAUCAAUGAAAGGUUCUUCUGUUACGGUUGAAACACCUGCUGCAUCAGACCUGGGACUACAGGCUGGUGUUUAUGGCGCAAUGAUGGUUUUGACCUAUAUCAAUGGAACGGCAUCAUCUGCUGGAGCUGUGGCUGGGGCAGAUGUUCCGGGGUUUAUCCUAGCUACCAGUUUUGGAGCAUCCCUAUAUUUCAUGACGAAAAAGAAUGUGAAGUUAGGUAAAGCAACUCUGAUAACCGCGGGUGGUCUUGUUGCUGGUGCAGUUGUUGGUUCAGCUGUUGAAAAUUGGCUGCAGGUAGAUAUUGUUCCGUUUCUAGGUCUGCACUCUCCUGCUGCAGUAAUCAGUGAAUUUAUCAUCCUCUCCCAGUUUUUGGUCUCUCUAUAUCUUAGGUAGGCUCUAACAAAGUUGUAAUUAUUCCUUGCAGUUUAUAAUUACAGACUCCUAGUUUUUACUUUUUGCUCGAACAUAUCCUUGCAUUUUUAGGAUGUGUAGCUCAUGUUAUGUACAAAGGAAAUGUAGCAGAAAUUCUUAUUAUUUAUAGUAAAUACUAUGGAUUUCUUACUUAUUACAUA
Chenopodium quinoa (quinoa) is the source of this 1361-nucleotide messenger RNA. Its product is annotated as protein CHAPERONE-LIKE PROTEIN OF POR1, chloroplastic-like. The record is from RefSeq and is a predicted model, not a curated record. The transcript has 3 exons. Gene Ontology annotation, cellular component: chloroplast membrane. NCBI's taxonomy places the organism in Eukaryota, Viridiplantae, Streptophyta, Magnoliopsida, Caryophyllales, Amaranthaceae. Bases 352 to 1182 code for a protein of 276 amino acids.